AUGGGCCUCAAGAAGCACAACGAGCCUUCGGGCCAUGCUCUGGCAGAGGUGCUUCCUCGGGACUCUAAACCUUGGUACCGUGUGCCACAUCUUCUGAAGCUCAAUCUGUUACUCCUGAUCCCACUCAUGUCCUCCUCCGUGGCUGGCUUUGACGGUUCGUUGAUGAACGGACUCCAAGCACUUCCAUCAUGGAAAAACGACUUCAACAAUCCCAAGGGCCACACUCUCGGCUUCGUCAACGCCGCCCAGUCAUUCGGUUCCAUCCUCGCCCUGCCUCUCUGCGGUCUCCUCUCCGACAAGAUCGGCCGAAAGAAGACGCUUCUCCUCGGCGGCUUCGUCAUCACGCUCGCUUCGGUUAUCCAAGCUGCUGCGGUCAACUAUGGCAUGUUUGUAGCUUCACGAGUCCUGGUGGGCGUUGGUGCGAUUACCAUCAUCCAGCCGAGUCCGAUGCUUAUAUCUGAGCUGUGCUAUCCUACUCAUCGUGGAAUCUACACGGCGCUCUUUUGGACUUUUUACUACUUUGGUUCUAUUAUUGCUGCCUGGAGCACAUAUGGCUUGCAAAAGCACAUGCCGGCUAGUGUUUGGGCGUGGAGGGGCCCUUCCAUUUUGCAAGGUGGUCUUCCUAUCCUCCAGCUUCUGUUUUGGUGGAAGCUCCCCGAGUCCCCUCGAUGGCUUAUUGCCAACGACAGAAGCCAAGAGGCCAGAGCUACUCUCGCGACAUUCCACACUGGCGGUCACGAGGAUCACCCCCUUGUCACAUUUGAGAUGAAUGAGAUCACCAGAGCUCUCGAGAUUGACAAGGCGGCCGAGGGUGUCAAGUGGACCGCCCUUGUGGCAACACCUGGUAAUAGGAAGCGAACCUUGAUCACUUGUUUACUGGGCUUCUUCUCUCAGUGGGUUGGUAACAGUGUCGUCUCUUUCUACCUUACUCUAGUUCUCGACACUGUCGGAGUCAAGGACCCCGAUACCCAGACUCUGAUCAACGGCCUACUGCAACUCUUCAACUUUGUCGCUGCCAUCAUCGCAGCAUUCUUAGUCGACCGUCUCGGUAGAAGAACCCUCUGGAACUGGUCCGGUAUUGGCAUGCUCAUUUCAUUCGUCAUCUGGACCAUUUGCUCCGCCAGGUUCACUAUUGAGAACUUGAGCGGGCUGGGAGUCGCAGUUAUUGUCUUCAUCUUUGUAUACUUUUUCCACUACGACUUGGCAUACACGCCUCUUGUCUUUGCUUAUCCCACCGAGAUUCUACAGUACUCUAUCCGGUCCAAGGGAUUGAGUCUUGAGCUUGGUAUUGUGUACGGCUCACUUGUGGUUCUAUCGUUUGUCAACCCUAUCGCACUUGAUGCUAUUGGCUGGCGCUACUAUAUUCUCUUCUGUUGCAUCACGGCUGUUUCUGUUGUCGCGAACUGGCUUCUUCUCCCUGAGACAAAGGGCCGUUCUUUGGAGGAGAUUAGCGAAUUAUUUGAUGGACAGGAUGUUGCUGGAGCUGCGAGGGAGGCCACGAAACUGGAGUAUGGAGAUGUCAGUCACAUUGAUGAGAGGGAUUUCUCCAAGGCGGAUGAGUAG
Molecule: messenger RNA, 1563 nt
Organism: Fusarium keratoplasticum
Lineage: Eukaryota; Fungi; Ascomycota; Sordariomycetes; Hypocreales; Nectriaceae
Product: MFS domain-containing protein
Exons: 4
Coding region: 1-1563 (520 amino acids)
Biological process (GO): carbohydrate transport; transmembrane transport
Cellular component (GO): membrane
Molecular function (GO): carbohydrate:proton symporter activity
Source: RefSeq, a predicted model, not a curated record